AUGUCCAUCAGCCCUAAAUCACAAUAUUCUCUUUGCUUUGCCCUAAGUCUCUUAGGAAUAUUCAAUUCAUUGAUCUUCUCCGAAGGCACCACUCUUGAACUCAUUCACCGUGAUUCCCCUUUGUCACCUGUCUACGACCCUUCACUCACCCACGCUGAGCGCUUGCGCAAUGCUUUGCACCACUCAUUGGACCGUGUCAACUCUUUCAAACAUGCGAACCCUACAAAAUCCUCUUUGAAAACCAACGGCGGAAUCUACUUCAUGAAAUAUUCCAUUGGAACUCCACCAUUUGAGGUUGUCGGCAUAGCCGACACAGGCAGUGACCUCAUAUGGACACAGUGUCGGCCAUGCAUACGAUGUUACAAGCAAAACCCUCCUAUCUUUGAUCCUAGCAAGUCCAAAUCAUACCACACAUUACCAUGCAAUUCCUCAUUUUGCAGCUCUAGAUAUGUAGAAUCUCCGCGAUGUAGUAGGGGCACAUGUCAGUAUUUUUAUGAUUAUUUUGAUAAUUCUCACACUGCGGGAAACCUUGCCACGGAAACCAUAACCAUAGGCAACGAAAACCCUGUCACUUCUUCGAAAACUGUAUUUGGGUGUGCACACGACAGUGCUGGCACAUUCCCGUCGAUUGGGUCAGGCAUCAUUGGUCUUGGUCGUGGCAAGCUUUCACUACUUUCUCAACUUGGUAUCAGAAAAUUAUCUUAUUGCCUGACUCCCAGUCUCAGGAACACCAGCAAGAUUGUUUUGGGUGAAGAUGCUGUGGUUUCCGGUGCUAAAGUGGUUAGAAUUCCUUUAGCAACAAAUUCUUUCGAAUACAGAAUCACAUUGGAGACUUUAAGUGUAGGGGAAAAGAGGAUUGAAUUUGAAAAGCAGGAGGAUGUGAUGGAGGGAAAUAUGGCGGUUGAUUCUGGAACAACAUUCACUUUUCUGCCAACAGCACUUUAUAAUGGUUUGGUGUCUGCUUUGGACAAGACAAUAAGAUAUCCGAGGGUGGUUGACCCACAUGGUGUUUUUAAACAUUGUUAUGAAAUCGGUGAACCAGAGAAAGCCAUAUUUCCCAUUAUCACAGCACAUUUUAAGGGAGGGGAUGUGAAGUUGAAGCCGAUUAAUACAUUCUUUUGGGUGAAUGAUCAUGUGGUGUGUUUGUCAAUGCUUCCCAGUGAAGUCGGUUUCUUUGGAAACAUAGCUCAACUCAAUUUCUGGGUUGGAUAUGAUCUCGAGGCUUCAACUGUGUCCUUUAAGCCUGCUGAUUGUACCUUGUAA
Messenger RNA from Vigna radiata var. radiata (mung bean), 1263 nucleotides. RefSeq names its product aspartic proteinase CDR1-like. NCBI's taxonomy places the organism in Eukaryota, Viridiplantae, Streptophyta, Magnoliopsida, Fabales, Fabaceae. Gene Ontology annotation, molecular function: aspartic-type endopeptidase activity. Gene Ontology annotation, biological process: proteolysis. The record is from RefSeq and is a predicted model, not a curated record. The transcript has a single exon. The coding region runs from base 1 to 1263 and encodes 420 amino acids. Gene Ontology annotation, cellular component: extracellular region.